CUUCCAUACAGCCCCUAGGCAGUGAAGCCCCGGCACCGAACCUUUUUCUUUAAAGCCCCUGAAAUAAGUCGACUUCCACGGCCACGCGCCUGCUCUGGCGCCUCCACCUUCCCAGACCGGGGUUCAACCCUAAUGCCGCUGCCGCCGCAGGUCUGAGGUCAGCGAGUAUGGGUGGUGUGACGUCCUCGGUGGCCGCUAAGUUCGCCUUCUUCCCGCCCGACCCACCGUCUUACGGCGUGGUGGACGAGGAGCCGCCUCCGCCGGGCGUGGCUCCGGCGGGGAGUGACGCUGCAGCACUUUCUAGAAGGGUGUUGAUGACGGGGGUUCUGUGGAGGGAGGGGGUGGAGGCACGUCGCCUCCGGACGCGGCGGGGCACGGAGAUCAUUGCUAUGUAUGUAGGGUGUCCCAAGGCGAGUCUCACCGUGCUGUACUCGCACGGCAAUGCCGCCGACCUCGGCAAGAUGUAUGAGCUCUUCAUAGAGUUCAGCGCUCGCCCCCACGUCAACAUCAUGGGGUAUGAUUAUUCUGGUUAUGGACGGUCAUCAGGCAAGGCAAGUGAAGCUAAUACAUUUGCUGACAUAGAGUCUGCAUAUAAAUGCCUUGUGGAGGUUUAUGGGACUAGGGAAGAAGACAUUGUUCUUUAUGGUCAAUCUGUCGGUAGUGGCCCCACUGUUGAUUUAGCUGCUCACUUGCAUCACAUAAGAGCAGUUGUUCUGCAUAGUCCCAUACUUUCUGGCCUGCGUGUCAUGUAUUCUGUGAAGAAAACGUACUGGUUUGACAUAUAUAAGAACAUCGAGAAAAUUCCCCUUGUUAAAUGCCCUGUUCUGGUGAUUCAUGGUACAAGUGACGAUGUUGUUGAUUUUUCCCAUGGAAAGCGGAUAUGGGAGCUGAGCCAACAGAAGUAUGAGCCUCUGUGGAUCGAGGGAGGCGACCACUGUAACUUGGAGACCUUCCCAGUGUACAUAAGGCAUCUGAAGAAGUUUCUGUCGGCUGUAGAGAAGUUGCCUGCUGGAAAAGAAGCAGCACCUGAGAGUGAGAAGUUGCUAGCUGGAAAUGAAAAACCUUCAGAUAGCGUCGCUCUUUCUGAGCCGCAUUUGAUGACCUCGCAGAGGUUAGAGCCAUCGAGGAAGAGCUCAAGGCAUGAGCAGCCUCCUAGGCUGAGCACUGAACGUGUAGAUAAACACCGUCGAAGUACAGACGUCAGGGAAAAGGCAAGGUCCAUCACACAUAAGGAGAGAUCAAGGAGAAGUGUCGAUACAUUUGACAGGACAAGAGAUGAAAAUGAACAGACAGACAAACCAAGGAAAAGCAUUGACAGGCUUGGCGAGAUGAUUAGAUCAAUGGGCCUCUGCAAUGUUGAUUGCUUCAAAGAGCCUUCUCGAAAAACUGAGGCUUGCUGAGUCAGUGAGUGGUUUUUCAUAUGUAGUUAUAGAAUCGUUUUGUUUCUCUUUGCAGCGGCAGAGUCAACAAUGGUUUGUGUGCUCUUGCUGAUGAAAAUUGUCCACGAACAGCAAAGAUAAAUAUAGUGCAACUCCUUGAAUUGAGCUUUAUUCUAUCUUGUACAUACUACAUCUGUGUUUCUUGAAACGAAGUAUACCACUUUUUCCUGCUACUUUCCCGUCGUUCUGCAAAUACCAGGUUGAGCGUAGUAGGUGCCACUACGACGCAGAAGUGCGUUAAGGACAAAUCUCCACCAUCCAAUCAAAGUCUAAGGGCCCAAAUCAACUGCUACAGUACUUCUGUGUAUCAGUGCAGAUCAUCUGGGUCCCUCUUAGGCGGCAUCAGUAUACAGAUUGGGCAAUCCUCUGCUUUGCAAACCCCAACAUAUCUGCCGAGCAAUAGUCAUCUGUCAAUAUUUUUUUAUCCUUUUCAUCUUUUUAUUUACUUACUCGAAAACGAGCAGGAUUUAAGCUUGCGGAUGCCGAUACGUCUCCGUUGUAUUUAUAAUUUUUUAUUGUUUCAUAUCAAUAUUUUACAACUUUUAUAUACUUUUGGCAACAUUUUAGAUUAUUUUUUUGGACUAA
This is a messenger RNA of Triticum aestivum (bread wheat), 2024 nucleotides long. RefSeq names its product alpha/beta hydrolase domain-containing protein 17B. NCBI's taxonomy places the organism in Eukaryota, Viridiplantae, Streptophyta, Magnoliopsida, Poales, Poaceae. Bases 168 to 1400 code for a protein of 410 amino acids. The transcript has 6 exons. The record is from RefSeq and is a predicted model, not a curated record.